UCACAUGCCAGUACCUCCUUCGCAAAGUUCGCAUCAGUUUUCAUCCUUCCUCGGGUUUCCAGGGUCAUGUGAAAGGGGCGUGGAGUGUUAAUCUUGCUUUCUCUGGUCCGGACCCUCCCCGGUUUAGCUCACUCAUCGGCGGUGUGUGAAUGGGGAGAGCGAUCGCUCUCUGUGGUCGCUCGGGGAGGAUAGUGUCAUUCCUUUCCGCGGUACCUUGUUUGUCCGGCUGCACACCCCAACCCGCGGCGGAGCGGAGGAUGAGCGACCAGGGGAAGAGCUCGGUUUCCACUCUUGCGGGUGCCCCAGCCCCGGGAUCGGAUACUUACAAAGGCUGGCUUUUUAAAUGGACUAACUAUUUGAAAGGGUAUCAACGCCGAUGGUUCGUCCUCAGCAAUGGCCUUCUGUCGUAUUACAGGACUCAGGCAGAGAUGGCCCAUACAUGUCGCGGCACCAUCAACCUGGCCACGGCCCACAUCGACACGGAGGACGCCUGUAACAUCGUCCUGAGCAGCGGUGGGCGCACCUACCACCUGAAGGCCAGCACAGAGGUGGAACGCCAGAGAUGGGUCACAGCGCUGGAGCUGGCCAAGGCUAAAGCCAUCCGCAUGAUGAAUGACCAGUCUGAGUUCCUCUAUCCCACUGGGACUGGACCUGACAGGGAAAAAGGCAAGAGCAGGAUUUCAGGCACAUUCAGACCUGUGAAUGACUCGGGGGACGAGGAGCCCACGACCCAGUCGGACCGCAGUGAGGGGAUCCAGGGCACUCUGAAGACCCUGAUCAGCAAGCUUGAUGACCUCAGUACGUGUAACGACCUAAUCGCCAAGCAUGGGGCUGCCCUGCAGCGCUCUCUGAGUGAACUUGAGGCGCUGAGAGUCCCCGUGGAGGGAGGAGAGAAGAUCAAGGGCGUCAAUGAACGCGCCACCCUCUUCCGCAUCACCUCGAAUGCUAUGAUCAAUGCGUGUCGCGACUUCCUGGACCUAGCGGAGACCCACAGCAGGAGAUGGCAGCGGGCGCUGCAGUAUGAGAGAGAGCAGCGUAUUCACCUGGAGGAGACCAUAGAGCAGCUAGCCAAGCAACACAACAGUCUGGAGAGAGCCUGGAGAGAGGCCCCCACACUAUCCGCCAACACACCCAGCUCCCCCACCACCAAGAAGGGAGGGAGUGAGAGGCCUCAGAAAGGGGAGGCGAGUGAUGAAGAUGAGGAUACGGAAUACUUUGACGCCAUGGAGGACUCCCCUGCCUUUAUCACAGUAACAGCCACUGAGAACACACAGCACAGGUGUUCUCAGAGUAACCUGUGUGGAGCGAGUGGAGGCCAUACCAAUGAUUGGAACCAGGACAAUGUGUCUCCUAGCUGUAAGGAUUCCGGGAAGGAGCUUCAGCCCCUCAGGAGGCGGAGCCACAUCCCAGACAAGCCCAACUACUCCCUUAACCUGUGGAGCAUCAUGAAGAACUGUAUCGGCAAGGAGCUCUCCAAGAUCCCCAUGCCUGUGAACUUCAACGAGCCUCUGUCCAUGCUGCAGCGGCUGACAGAGGACCUAGAGUACCAUGAGCUUCUGGACAAGGCGGCGCGCUGCGAGAGCUCCCUGGAGCAGCUGUGUCUGGUGGCAGCCUUCUCUGUGUCCUCCUACUCCACCACAGUCCACCGCACGGCCAAGCCCUUCAACCCCCUGCUGGGGGAGACCUACGAGCUGGACCGCCUGGACGACUUGGGCUACCGCUCGCUGUGUGAGCAGGUGAGCCAUCACCCCCCAGCAGCAGCUCACCAUGUGAUUUCUCAGCGAGGCUGGACCCUCUGGCAGCAAAUCACCAUAUCCAGCAAGUUCCGUGGCAAAUACCUCUCCAUAAUGCCUCUGGGUGCCAUUCACCUGCAGUUCCACUCCAGUGAGAACCACUAUGUGUGGAGGAAGGUAAUCUCCACUGUGCACAACAUCAUCGUGGGCAAGCUGUGGAUUGACCAGUCGGGGGACAUUGAGAUAGUCAACCACAGGACCAAGGAGACGUGCCAGCUCAAGUUCUCCCCUUACAGCUAUUUCUCCAGGGAUGUCCCACGCAAGGUGACAGGGGUAGUGUCAGACAGUGGAGGGCAGGCCCACUAUAUCCUGUCUGGCACGUGGGACGAUAAGAUCGAGAGCUCCAAGAUCGUCCAGAGCAGCAAAGGGGGCAGUGGCUCCGAGGGCAAGCAGAAGACUGUCUACCAGACCCUGUCCCCCAAACUACUGUGGAAGAAAUACCCUCUCCCGGAUAACGCUGAGAACAUGUACUUCUUCUCCUCGCUGGCGCUGACGCUGAAUGAGCCGGAGGAUGGGGUGGGGCUGACGGACAGCCGGCUGAGACCGGACCAGAGGCUGAUGGAAGCGGGGAGAUGGGACGAGGCCAACUCUGAGAAACAGAGAUUAGAGGAGAAACAGAGAGCUGUGAGGAGGAGGAGAGAGGCAGAGGCCACAGAUGCACUGGACAACGGUCGAGAGUAUGAGGGCUUCCAGCCACAGUGGUUCCACAAGAGGAAGAACGCCAUCACUGGGGAGACAACCUUUGUGUACAAGGGUGGAUACUGGGAGGCUAAGGACAGUCAGGACUGGAGUAUGUGCUCUGAAAUCUUCUAAGCCGAGACCAGACCCAUCCUACCCAAUCACUGGACCCACCCAGGCCCAGGAGACUGCUCCACCACUGGCCCUGGAUGAAUGGGGGUCUGGGUCUGGAUGUGGACCUCUGUGUGCAUGAGAAUGUGAAUGUCUCACACACUCACAACACAGUGUACCUCCCCAUGUACACACAGAGGUCAUAUUUUUUACAGAGUCAAGGGAGAGAAGGGACCUUUUCUAGAUCCUACCCUGACCUAACACUGAGCUGUGUGGGGGUGUGUGAGAGAGAUGGGAGAUUGAAUACCAUAGAAAAGGGGCCCCAUAGAGACUUCCAAAAGAAUCAGGUGCUCCACACACGCUACCCACAAUGCACCUUUCCUCUGCUCAGCACAUCUGUUUCUAGGGGUUUUAGUGAUUGAACAGCAACCCAUCUAAAUCAGUUCUCCUCUCCUCCACUUGUAUACUGGGAUGAGAUGAAGUCCAUCCUGUCUAACGGACAGAUGGACGGACAGACAGAGAGACAAAAAUAAUGCUUCAGAAGUUUAUAGAAAGACAGUGUAUGUAUGUAUGUAAUAAUCUGUGUAUAUAUAUAUAUAUAUAUAUAUAUAUAUAUAUAUAUAUAUAUAUAUAUAUAUAUAUACACACAAACUACCAGUCAAAAGUUUGGACACACCUACUCAAUAAAGGGUUUUUCUUUAUGUUUUACUAUUUUCUACAUUGUAAAAUAAUAGUGAAGACAUCAAAACAAUGAAAUAAGACAUAUGGUAUCAUGUAGUAACCAAAAAAGGGUUAAACAAAUCCAAAUAUAUUUGAGAUUUGAGAUUCUUCAAAGUAGCCUUUGCCUUGAUGACAGCUUUGUACACUCUUGGCGUUCUCUCAAACAGCUUCACCUGGAAUGCUUUUCCAACAGUCUUGAAGGAGUUCCCACACGCUGAGCAUUUGUUGGCUGCUUUUCCUUCACUCUGCGUUUCAACUCAUCUCAAACCAUCUCAAUUGGGUUGAGGUCGGGUGAUUGUGGAGGCCAGGUCAUCUGAUGCAGCACUCCAACACUCUUCUUGGUCAAAUAGCCCUUACACAGCCUGGAGGUGUGUUUUGGGUCAUUGUCCUUUUGAAAAGGAAAUGAUAGUCCCACUAAGCCCAAACCAGAUGGGAUGGCGUAUCGCUGCAGAAAGCUGUGGUAGCCGUGCUGGUUAAGUGUGCCUUGAAUUCUAAAUAAAUGACAGUGUCACCAGCAAAUCACCCCCACGCCAUCACACCACCUCAUCCAUGCUUUACAGUGGGAACCACAAAUGCAGAGAUCAUCUGUUCACCUACUCUGCGUCUCACAAAGACAGCGGUUGGAACCAAAAAUUGCAAAUUUGUACUCAUCAGACCAAUGGACAGAUCUAAUGCCCAUUGCUCAUGUUUCUUGGUCCAAGCAAGUCUCUUCUUCUUAUUGGUGUCCUUUAGUAGUGGUUUCUUUGCAGCAACUCAACCAUGAAGGCCUGAUGCACACAGUCUCCUCUGAACAGUUGAUGUUGAGAUGUGUCUGUUACUUGAACUCAAUUAUUUAUUUGGGUUGCAAUCUGUUAAUUCGAAUGAAUUUAUCCUCUGCAGCAGAGGUAACUCCGGGUCUUUCUUUCCUGUGGCGGUCCUCAUGAGAGCCAGUUUCAUCAUAGCGCUUGAGGAUUUUUGCAACUGCACUUGAAGAAACUUUCAAAGUUCUUGAAAUUUUCCAGAUCGAUUGGCCUUCGUGUCUUAAAGUAAUGGUGGACUGUCGUUUCUCUUUUCUUAUUUGAUCUUUCCAUAAUAUGAACUUGGUAUUUUACCAAAUAGGACUGUCUUCUGUAUACCACCCCUACCAUGUCACAACACAACUGAUUGGCUCAAACGCAUUAAGAAGGAAAGAAAGUCCAUAAAUGUACUUUUAACAAGGCACACCUGUUAAUUGAAAUGCAUUCCAGGUGACUACCUUAUGAAGCUGGUUGAGAGAAUGCCAAGACUGUGCAAAGCUGUCAUUGAGGCAAAGGGUGGCUACUUUGAAGAAUCUGAAAUAUAUAUAUAUAUGGAUUUGUUUAACACUUUUGGUUACUACAUGAUUCCAUAUGUGUUAUUUCAUAGCUUUGAUGUCUUCACUAUUAUUCAAUGUAGAAAAUACACACACACACACACACACAUAUAUAUAUAACGAUACCCAUUUUAGCCAUUUAUAUAUUUAUUUUUAGGAACUCAGUCAGGGUCUCAAUUUACUAAUGAGAUAAAUAAUAGUAGAAUACACCAGGUGCAAUUUCAAAAUGUGGUUGUGCAUCAGCAGUUUUUAACUUUUUAUGUCAGUCACUGACAGUCACUCAAUUAGCCAUGUCAGCUAGCAAUUUUAGAUAGAUAGCUGGCUAGACAAGCUACCAAACUUAUAGUAAUCAUGGUCGAAUACUGACUGGGCACACAAGGCAUUUGCCCAGGGGCCCUGACUUCCAAGGGGCCCCCCAUUUGAUUUUGUUAGUCUCACUCAUUCUCACUCAGAUAUCAUAUUAACAUGGCAUUCAAACUGAAAAGAUUUCUAUCCACCCCAUGGCAAAAUGGGUAGAAUUGCUUGAAAUGUGCUGUUAAACUGCAACAUUUUCUCUCUGCCCCAUGGGAAAAUGUGUAGAAUUGCAGGAAAUUAACUUUAAAAAGAACAUUUGUCUCUUCACCGUUAAGUGGGGGAUAGGGCUGGGCGAUAUAUCGAAUUAAUUAGAUUAAUUUGAAUGUAUGUUUUUGCGCAAUAUUCCAAAUGCCUGUAUCACAAGAAUAUUUUUUGAUUUUAUGAGCGUU
Messenger RNA from Oncorhynchus keta (chum salmon), 5375 nucleotides. RefSeq names its product oxysterol-binding protein 2-like. Gene Ontology annotation, cellular component: cytosol; intracellular membrane-bounded organelle; membrane. Gene Ontology annotation, molecular function: cholesterol binding. The record is from RefSeq and is a predicted model, not a curated record. Lineage: Eukaryota; Metazoa; Chordata; Actinopteri; Salmoniformes; Salmonidae. The coding region runs from base 150 to 2606 and encodes 818 amino acids. The transcript is spliced from 15 exons.